AUGCAGGCACUAGCACAAUCUGGAAAUGGAUUUAAUAUUACGUGCCAAAACAUCAUCCUAGACAGUGAUACUCUUACUGAAGGCAGAUCAAACAGUCAAUCCCACUACUUGACUCAACCAUUACAGCCGACCAGUGAUUCCGAUUACGAUCACAUCCUUUCUCAACUACAUCAUGCACUAACCAAAACAAAGAGAAAAUUAAAUUCAGCAGAAGUAGAACUGUUAAAUAAGAGCGAUGGGCAGCUCGGUAGAAAAGAAAGUACUGGAAGAUCUCAAACGACGAUAAGAUUUAAAAAUGAAGCAUUAUCCACGAAGUAUUCUGUUUCUACGCAAACUAUUUCUACGAGUGAGAUAGAUGAGGAAUUAUCGUCAAAUGGUAAUUUUCCAAUGCAAGACGUACAUUCUGAGUUAGUAGCUAUCAAUGAACAUCUGAAGAGGCAAAGUCAGGCAUUGCUGGAUAGACAAUACGAGCUUGACAAAAGGGAAUCUGCUUUAGCUGAAAUGGAAGAUACAUUCAGAGCUGCUACUAGCACAUCACUGCGGCAGCUUGUUGAAUCUGAAAUUGAAGAUCGAUGGUAUAAACUAAAACAGAUUGAUACUCUAACGGAACAAAAUAAAAGAUAUCAAACACAAAUCAGUACGUUAAAUAGAAGAUUUAAGAAUCUUCAGCAAAAACAUGCGUUUACCUUAAAAAAAGCAUCCACUGCCCUCCAUGUGGAGAAAGCAACAACCGAUUCUUUAAAAAAGCCACUGAUUGGUACUGCCGUAAAGCCUCACCAACAAUCUACUCUAUCAAAGGAAUCAUUAGGGAUUUAUGAUUUAUUAUCGAUAAUACUAGAAUGGAUUGUAGACGUUCACUUAGGGCAUAUAGUUGACGAUUUAGAGCAACAAGGUAUCAAGAAAGGUUCCCCAUCUCUACCAGCAGCGUUUCUUAAUGAAAGAUGUGCCAAGGUGUUACCAUUUUUAGCAGAAAUUCUACCAUUAUUACCUUCUGGCCACUUAAAAAUUCAGCAGCCAUGUUUGCAGUUUAUUUACUGGUCAGUAAUCCAUUUAGAUAUGGCAGGAUCACAGCGUGUAAUCCUUGCAUCCACAUAUCGUCGGAUUGGAGAAGAAUUAUUUAAGCCAACAAUGUCACGACCAAUUGGAGAAGCAACGGUUAAUGCUAGUAACUUAUCAUCAAGUAUUCAUUAUCCGGAGAAAAACAAAUGCAAUUUAUAUUUGCAUAGUACAAAUUUACGAAUUCGCAUUCUGUCUGCUCUAAUAAUAUUAAAAAUAAUGAAUCAAGCUGAUCGUUUAGCGUCGGUAUUAGAAAUAUUGCAUAAGGAUCUCAUGACUGAUAUGGGUAAAGAGAUACUCCUUCAAUGCAAAGGAAUUGCAGUUGUAACCAUUUACUUGAAGGCAUCCAACAAAGUCUUACUAGAGAGAGUUGUUGAUCUUAUGCUGCUGAUGUCAAUGGAAUCACCUUUAUUAGACGAUUUUCUAAACAGUUGUAGUAAUGAAUCUUGGUUUAGAGCCUGCAGCGCUGUUAUUAGAUCCCCUAGUACCAACUCUUUGGUUAUAGAAAAGCUAAGCAUAAUAUUACAACGGCUAUCGAAAAUGAAGUAA
Trichoplax adhaerens is the source of this 1605-nucleotide messenger RNA. RefSeq lists its product as uncharacterized. NCBI's taxonomy places the organism in Eukaryota, Metazoa, Placozoa, Uniplacotomia, Trichoplacea, Trichoplacidae. The record is from RefSeq and is a predicted model, not a curated record. Bases 1 to 1605 code for a protein of 534 amino acids. The transcript is spliced from 14 exons.